Messenger RNA from Trichobilharzia regenti, 3332 nucleotides. NCBI's taxonomy places the organism in Eukaryota, Metazoa, Platyhelminthes, Trematoda, Strigeidida, Schistosomatidae. The record is from the annotation of a GenBank genome assembly.
GUGAGAUGCAUAAUUCGUAAAUAAGGUGGAUAAAACUUCAAACUCUAUGAAAUAAACGAUGUUUAAUUAUUUAACCAAUUUAUUUCUACCUUCCGUGUUAGACAACUAUUAGUAUUCGUCAAAAAAUAUUACGAGGAAAUAUAUCCGAACACACACACACACAUAUGGCUUAUUCAAAUAUUCCUGGAAAAACUGCUGCAAAAACAUAUAUUUAUUUGUAUAAAUAACUGAAUAUAUAUUUCACCUUGUGGAAAUAAUUAUUUAUCGAUAUUACACCAAAGUUAUUUCAUGGGAUCCUUAAUAUAUUAACAUAGAGUUUCUUUUUAAAACAAACAAACUAAUAUGGCUGGUUCACGCAGAGGUUUGGUGGCUCCACAAAACAUCUUUCUUGAAACCGUUUUAAGGAGAUUCAGUACACCACAAACUGGACUACUUAUAGCCAACGCAAGAAUAGUUGAUCAUCCAAUAAUUUAUGUGAAUGAAAGUUUUACAAAAAUGACAAAUUAUACAAGUCGUGAAAUGAUGCAUCAAAAUGCUAUCUGUCGUCAACUCCACGGUAAACGAACAUCAAUUAAUUCCAUAGAACGAUUACAGAAUGCACUAGAUAAUGGAUAUUUCGAUCAAGUUGAAAUAACUUUAUACAAAAAAAAUCGUUCAAUGAUUUGGGUGAUUAUGUGUGUUGCACCAGUUGAAAAUGAUAAGCACGAAACACCACUUUAUUUGAUUUUAUUUUAUGAUAUUUCACCGCUUAGACAACCGCUGGAUGAUGAAGCACUCAGUGGAAGUUUUAGUAAAUUUGCAAAGCUGGCACGUUCAGUAGCACGCAACAGAACAGUUCUGUCACAAGUUGAACUAGAUGAUUCCCUGGUUGCUGUUGCUCCAGUCCAAAGUACCAGUAUACCGAAAUAUCGUCAAGAAUCGCCAAAAACUCCACCUCAUGUUGUCCUGCAUUAUUUAACUUUUAAAACUGCCUGGGAUUGGAUUAUAUUUCUGUUAACUGGAUAUACAUGUAUUAUAAUACCCUACAGUGUUGCAUUUGGUCAUCAUUCAUUAUCUGAAGAGUCAGUAUAUUUUGCUGUAGAGCAUAUAGUUGAUAUCAUUUUUUUCAUUGAUAUUGUAUUAAAUUUUCAUACAACAUUUGUUGGACCAUCUGGUGCUGUUAUUUCAGAUCCUGUUUUAAUACGCCUAAAUUAUUUGAAAGGUUGGUUUGUAGUCGAUCUGAUAUCUUCACUGCCAUUUGGAAUUCUCGCAAUAUUUAGUGAUAAUGCAUCAUUGUUGAAUUUGUGCAGUAUACUUAAACUGGCUCGGUUAUUAAGAUUAUGUCGUGUUUUGAGAAAGUUGGAUCAAUAUCUAGAAUACGUGGCAUCAAUCCUGUUAGUUAUGCUAUUCUGUUUCAUAUUGUUAGCUCACUGGCUAGCCUGUGUAUGGUAUUUAGUUGGAAUGCAUGAUUUAAAGGAUAAAAUUUAUCAUGGAUGGAUUAUACACUUGGUAAAUGAGACAACUGGUCCAAAAAAUUGGAGUAAUACUUCAUGGGAAGAUCAUUUGCCAUCACAGUCUAUGCUGUAUAUGACAUCAUUUUAUUUUACUCUUUCUGUGAUCACGAGUAUCGGAUUUGGGAAUGUAGCUGCUAACACAACUUCAGAAAAGAUUGUCUCUGUUGUUUUUAUGCUGAUUGGAGCACUUGUUUAUGCAACAAUAUUUGGUAAUGUUGCAACAAUUUUACAACAAACACAUGCAACUCGAGCUAGACUUAGACAGUUAAUGUCUAGUGUAAAAGAUUUUCUGAGAAUUCAUGAAGUGCCAAAGGAAUUAGCUGAACGUGUCAUUGAUUAUGUAACAUCAAGUUGGUCUAUUACCAAAGGUGUAGAUACACAAACAGUACUUAAUCACUGUCCAAAAGAUAUGAAAGCUGAUCUAUGUGUUCACCUGUAUCGGGCUGUAUUUAGUGAACAUCCAGCAUUUCGUUUAGCAAGUGAAAGUUGUCUACGUGCUUUAGCUGUCUCGUUUACUGUGCAGCACACAGCUCCGGGAGAUUUAAUUUUCCAUCAAGGUGAAAGUAUUGAUCAAUUGUGUUUUGUAGUAUCCGGUUCUUUAGAGGUGAUACAAGAUGAUGAAAUUGUAGCUAUUCUAUCUAAAGGUGAUAUAUUCGGUCAACCAAUAUUUAAAGAUACAGAUGUUGGCCAAAGUGCUGCCAGUGUACGCGCCUUAACCUAUUGUGAUUUACAGUGUAUUAAACGUGACAAACUUAUAGAUAUAUUGAAAUUUUAUUCACAAUUCGCUGUUUCAUUCUCUCGUACACUUGUAUUGAGUUAUAAUUUAAGAAAUCGUUUAAUAUUUCGAAAGAUAUCUGAUGUUCGACGAGAACAAGAAUUAGAUGAAAUGCGACGUACACAACCUCCAAUAUCAAGUUUAGCACCAGAUCAUCCAGUCCGACGAUUAAUAUCCCGGUUCUGUAGUGUGGCUACAUCGAAUUUAAGUCGAUCAAGUUCAUUCAGUUCAAAUGAACCAAGAGAAAGUGGGAAAACUAGUGCAAACACUUCGUUAAGUGUUACUGGUCCAAUGCAAGAUGCAGUAACUUCACUGGCUACUUUAAUAAGUGUAGCUAAACCAAAAUUAAGCUGGAGUAAACUUCUUGAUGUGCCCAAAACACCAGCAGCCACAACAACAGCAACAAAUGCAACUACUUGUAGUACUACUACUAAUACUAACACUAAUACUCUUACUACCACUAAUACCACUAAUGCUAACAAUACCACUACUAUGAACGCAGUCAGAAUAACAACCUCUAGACGAUCAUUUACACAAGAGAAAGAAGCAUUAGAAGAUAAAGGAGUCACCUUAUCAAAAGAAUUACUACGCAAACCAAACUGUACUAAUUUAAUUUCUUAUUCCCCAGCUGAAAUUGAUAUUGAAAGUGUACAAGAAAAUUUUCAUAAAUUAGUUAUGUCACAUAUUGAAUCGUUAAGAAGUAAUUUUUUAACUAAUAUACAAAUUUUAUCAACACGUAUAGAUAUAAUUGAUCAGAGGAUAACUCAAAUAAUGCAUUUUGUAAAUAAUAAUAAUAAUAGUAGUAGUAACAAUAAUAGAUGGAAUAAUCAUAUACUGUAUAAUACAUAUGAUAACUAAUUGUAUUCACAAAUUAUACUACUGAAAAUGAAAAUAGUAGUAGUAGUAGAAGCAGUGAUAAUAGCAGAUAGGAGUAACAGCAAACAACCAAAGAAGAAUUUUUAAAAAAAACAACAGAAGAUUAUCUUGAAGCUCUUUAUUUGAAUUUAUUUUAAUAGAUCAACUCUAAAAAAUGUCUUGAAAAUUGAAUUUUUUCUAAAUAUAAA